UGGGUAGCCCUAAAACACUAGCAGAGCUCCCUGUCACUUUUUUAGGAUAAACAGAGAUGCAAGUUUGCGAGCUAAUUUAGCGAAACUGCGUAUUACAGUUAUUGUACGUUGUGUUGUAACUUGUGUAUUAGCUGUAGCCGGGUCUCAGAACACAAGGUGGCUAACGGCUAACGUCAUAAGGACGAAGAUAGGCGCAGCUGUGCGAGAGGAGGGAGGGACCCUGCCUGCCACCUAACGCUGCCGUUGGUGCGUGUGCUAACCAGCCCAGCGAGCUUUCUCGACUCUCCCAUUCACCUUCAGCAGCACCCACAAGAAGUAGUUGUCCUGUCAAGGGUGGGGUGAUGCCUUAAAGCUCUGUGUUCAUCAUCUCUGGUCUGCUGAAUUUCCAAGAAUGAAAAGGCAUUGCGCGAUGCGAGCCGACAUCACUUCUCUAGUCUUGGGAGGAUGGAGUGGUUGCAGUGGGCUAGCAAGUCCUGUUUUUUCAUUAACAUGUGCUUAAUGCAAAUGUAGGUAAGGAUUGGGAAGAUGAGAACCUUAUGAAGAACAAAGCUUUGAGUACAAACUGGACUCUCUGAGAAGUGGAAGCCUCAUCCUGGAUUUUAUUCAACACAUACAUAAUCCUGUUGAAGACCCUUUCCCCCCUUUUUCACCACCUUUAACCACUUUUUACGUUCAUGUCUCCAUCUCCGUCUCUUAGUGGUAGUACAGAAGUAUUGAUCCAAGGUAGUUGGCCCCGUUUUUGUUUUUAUUUUUUACUUUCACCUUUUGUUCCUUUCUAAAGAAAUGCUUUACCUGAAAAAGUACUUCACAGAGGGCCUGAUUCAGUUCACCAUCCUUCUGAGUCUCAUUGGGGUGCGGGUGGACGUUGACACCUAUCUAAGCAAUCAGCUGCCCCCACUGAGAGAGAUCAUCCUGGGGCCUAGCUCAGCCUACACCCAGACACAGUUUCACAACCUGCGCAACACGCUGGACGGCUAUGGCAUCCAUCCAAAGAGUGUGGACCUCGACCACUUCUUCACCACUCGACGGCUGCUAAACCAGGUGCGCCAGCUGGAUCGCCUCUUCGUGCCCAGUACCGAGCUCAACACCUGGCUAGUGCAUCGUGACUCUGAGACUGUGGUGUCUGCCAGCAGCCAGUCCAGCCCCAGCAUCACCCUGGACAAUGGGGCCGGCCUAGACGACGUUAACAGCCCUGACGCUACCCCGGCCAUGAGGGGAGGAAGUGGAGCGCCUGAAUCCACGUACAACCUGAACGCAGCGGACAGCAGCCUGGGAGCCGUGGCCCCCGAGGGCAACCAGGAGCAGGGCAACAGGGAUGGCAACGACGACCUCACCAAAGAGGACAUUGACUUGAUUGACAUCCUAUGGCGACAGGACAUCGACCUUGGUGCAGGAAGAGAAGUGUUCAACUACAGCAACCGUCAGAAGGAGAGCGAGGAGGAGAAGCCCAGCCCACAGGAGAACAAAGACAGGAACGAGGAGCAGGAGAGCUGGAGAAAUGGCAUAAACCUACAAGGAGCUCAGCCGGUGGACGGCGAGACCGGAGAGAGCAUCCCAGAGCAGCUCCCAGGACUCGGCUCACAGACUUCACUGUCUCUACAAGAAUGCCUGAGGCUGCUGGAGGCCACGUUCCCUUUUGGGGAAGAAACUGAGUUCCCAGCACCAGUUGUCACCCCAGAAAUAGCAGUUUCCAAUGAAGAAGUUCCUUCCACAUCUCAGGGCCUCCCUCUGCCGCAGCAGCUGCCCUCAGCGGAGCCACAGUUAGACCUGGAGCAGCAGUGGCAGGACAUCAUGGCCAUCAUGGAGCUACAAGCAAUGGAAGUGAACAACACUUCCCUCCAGACCACUUCCAGCAGCGUAAAUGCCACAAGCGGGACGACCGACUCAAACACUGCUGGAAACUUUGGACUUUCUACACGUCCGACUCCAAUAAACCAGGAUGUCAGCCUUCACCAGGCCUCCAUGCCCAGCUGCAGUCAGGACUUCCCCCAGAUUUUCAACCCCCAGCUGGAGUCCGUCAGCAUCACCCCAAGAACCACCAUGCUCAGACUUUCCUCCAGCAACUCCACCAACGUCAACUCCACGUUUGGAGCCACUAACCUGACGGGGAUCUUUCUCCCACCACACAUAAACAGCUCCAGUAACAACGUCACAUCCACACCUAUCCUGCCCGAUCCAUUCAGCACCCUGCUGGAGGAGUCGAUGCUUGAUGAAAUCAGCCUGCUGGACCUCGCCAUGGAGGAGGGCUUCAGCCAGGCCCAGGCUUCCCAGCUGGAGGAUGAGCUUGACUCAGAUUCUGGUCUUUCCCUGGACUCCAGCCACAGCCCGGCCUCCCCCAGCAGCUCUGAGACGUCCUGCUCGUCUGCAGCUUCUUCCUCCUCAACGUCUGCCACCUUCUCAGAGGAAGGAGCUGUCGGCUACAGCACCGACUCUGAGGUGGCCACGGUGGAGACGGAGGAAGGAGCCGUUGGAGGUUACCAGCCCGGCUACAGCAAACUCUGCCGCAUGAGCUAUCAGGACCCCUCUCAGUUCCACAGCCUCCCUCAGCUGGACAGCAUCAGCCACAAUCACACCUACAACCUGCCGCUUUCCUCUGCCUUCUCCGAGCACCCAGAGCUCCCGCUGUCAUCUGGGAAAAAGACAGUCCGCGACAAACAGAACUCAAAGCUUCAGCCUCCUCAGGACUUGCUCGACAAGCACUCAAGUCGUGACGAGCGCCGCGCCCGAGCCAUGAAAAUCCCCUUCUCCAACGAAAAGAUCAUCAAUCUGCCUGUGGAAGAGUUCAACGAGCUUCUGGCCAAGCACCACCUGAGUGAAGCUCAGCUCGCCCUCAUCCGAGACAUCCGCAGGCGCGGCAAGAACAAGAUGGCGGCCCAGAACUGCCGCAAGCGCAAGCUGGACACUAUCAUCAACCUGGAGCAGGGCGUCCAAGACCUGCGGCGCGACAAGGCCCGUCUGCUGAAGGAGAAGAUGGAGUUCAUCCGCUCCAUCCGGCAGAUGAAGCAGAAGAUGCAGAGUCUGUACCAGGAGGUGUUCACUCAGCUGAGGGACGAGGAGGGCCGGCCCUAUCCUCCCAGCGAGUACUCGCUGCAGUACAGCGCCGACGGCAGCGUGCUGAUCAUGCCCCGCGGCCUGACGACUGCCGAGCAGAACCGUAAGCCCGAGAAAAAACAAAAAGACAAAAAGAAGUGAGCGGGGCAGACUGCUGUUUAUUCUAUCACUUUGCUAAAUCAAUAAGAAAGAUUUCUGCAGAUGCGAGAGAGAUGUCCUUUUUUCCUUUAAGAAGAUUCUGGUGAGUAGAGAAACGGCGUUGUUGACGACUCUUCCUGCAUUAAUUUCUCCCUUUUCAUUCUGUUCCUACAUUAUUUUUUCCUGGAAACAACUUUGAAGCAGAAGUAGCUCUUCGUUUGAGUACUGAUAUUUCAUUAUUUAGACGAGGAGAAGGAGGGAUAUAAAAGGACAUAAAAUGAGCUAUUAGAAAAAAAUUUAGCUGCUCUUGAUCCUUUUGCACCAAACCACUGAGGAUGGAGAAGAUUUGUAGGGUAAAAGAAGGGACAUGUGUCGAGGAAAGUGGGAGUAAAAGAACGCUGUCAACAAGGAUGGUUGGAAUACCUAUGCACCGAGGGUUUUAAAGGACUAUCAGAUCACACCCCACCCUGGAGACUUUUAGUGAUUUUCAGUCACUGUGGCUUUUAAGUUGCAAAUCUUCAGGCAAAGAUGGUUGUGAGAGUUUAGAAACCAAAGGCUAAAGGAAGCCCAUAAUUUUAGGAUGCCAUUAACACCUAUACUAACCAAAGGUUGUAUGGUGCACAUCACGUGAUCUGUAUACAUCUUAAAUGCUCAAACACUGCACUCUAAUUCUGUAGGUUUGUACUGCAAAUUUCUGUGUGGGUGGCGUCUAAGUUUAGAAGGCCCUAAAUAGAUCGGGUUUGAUGUGUGGAAGCGGGAUGUUGAGACGAGAGGAGUCAGAGGCGGAGCGUUCCCGGGCUGGCCAGCGCUAAAACAGGCCUGGAGGUGAAGUCCUGCAAGAGGAGCCGAUGGAUGUUAUAGGGAGGAGGCACACUGCAUUGCAAAAUGUAUCAACUUCCUUAUAAAUUAUACAUAGCACUGUAAUUUGUCUUUAAAAGGCUUGGCUGUAUGCAUUUUGCCGUGUCCGUCGCUAUUCCUUCGCUGCAGGUUUAAAUACGGGAGCUGCGUUUAGGAAGGCUCUUAUUAACUGUUCAUAAUCUGUAGUAUAAGCAAAGGUUAUAGGUCUAGCCACAUCAGCUUUAUGUAAAAGUCUACACCCUCUCUGUUGGUUUGAAAACUCUAGCGCGGAGCCUGCAAUCACAAGAGGAAUUGACGAUGCUGUGGCGGGCCAGGAGCUCCGGAGAGGCCGUCACAGAUCAAAGGUAUGGAUUGUUUGUUAGCUUUUAUCCUCCUGGACGCCCCGUUCUAAGCAUUAACGUGAAGCAGGCUCAGUCGACGCUGCGGUGUAGCGACAUCCCUUUUAAAUAUUUGCCAACGUUACCCAGCUGAAAGCCACUUUAGGCGAUUUUUUUUAAACUGCUGUAAAGCCGAGCUGUUGGCUUGGCGUCCUGUUUUUAAGAUUUGUGUUGAUGACAAAGUGAGCCACGUCGUUACGUGAGGUUCAAAAGAUGCUCGAAUGUGUGAAAUGACAGCGUGUGCUGUGGCCACUUUGAUUUGAAUGCCUUUAUUUAACGAUCUUUAUCUUCACUUUUAAGGGUUUUGAGAAGCGGAGAGACGCGUUCUCAAAGUAGAAGUGCUAUUACUUGUCUAUUUGAAUGAAGUUUGUCAGUACAUGUGUUAUAUCACCCUCUUUAAGAAAAAAAAUAGGUCAGUCGUUGCAGCCGAGAUAGCAGUUAGGUUAGAAUAUUUACAAGAGGCUGAACAGAACUCGCAACAUUAAGAUGAUGUCCAAAAAACAGUUUUGAAAGGAGAAGUGUCCUCAUUAAAUGUGAUAUUCAGGCAUGAAACUCUGGUUAACAUUCACUUCAGUGUAACCCAGUGCAGCACCAACUAUUUAGUACUGCUACUACUUAGUGCACUUUUUCUUUGUCCGUCUUUGUUCUGUAAAUAUUUUCAUGUUUGUUUUCGUCAUGAUUUCUGUAGUUCGUCAGAUGUCUCCAUAACGGUCUCACCCUCUGCUUUGAGUUUGGAUGUAGUUCCCUCUGUUUUGAGAUAUUUGCUGGCAAUCAAGAAUUGUUUUUAUUGAUUAAUAAAGUGUUUUUAUUUUCA
Acanthochromis polyacanthus (spiny chromis) is the source of this 5238-nucleotide messenger RNA. RefSeq names its product nfe2 like bZIP transcription factor 1b (gene nfe2l1b). Bases 784 to 3192 code for a protein of 802 amino acids. Gene Ontology annotation, biological process: regulation of transcription by RNA polymerase II. Gene Ontology annotation, molecular function: RNA polymerase II cis-regulatory region sequence-specific DNA binding; DNA-binding transcription factor activity, RNA polymerase II-specific. The record is from RefSeq and is a predicted model, not a curated record. Gene Ontology annotation, cellular component: nucleus. NCBI's taxonomy places the organism in Eukaryota, Metazoa, Chordata, Actinopteri, Pomacentridae. The transcript is spliced from 6 exons.